This is a messenger RNA of Wyeomyia smithii (pitcher-plant mosquito), 4597 nucleotides long. RefSeq lists its product as uncharacterized. Lineage: Eukaryota; Metazoa; Arthropoda; Insecta; Diptera; Culicidae. The record is from RefSeq and is a predicted model, not a curated record. The transcript has 4 exons. The coding region runs from base 521 to 2230 and encodes 569 amino acids.
CUAAUCACUGUUUUUGUGUAUAUACGUAAUCUUUUUUUAGCUACAGUAAAUCAUUUAAAAAAAAGUGCAACAAUUGUUGGGUGUGUGAUGCGGCGAUCCUUCUGAUAUUAGUAGUCAUUCUGAUCUCGACGAUUUACAGUACAGACAAAACAUUCUGCAGCGACUGAGAUUGAAAUCACUCAGCAGUUUGAUAGGCUAGUGGCGCACUGUACAUCUACAGAAUUGCUUGCACUGAUAGUUAUUGGUAUAUGCCAGACAAUCCUGUAUCUAAAUACACGAUCCUUCCAUUUAAAUCUGGAUGUUCAAACACUUGAUAAUUGUGUAUCUUUUCAAGCAACAACAGUGCAUCUUAGUGAUUGGAUAGACUAUCUCAUAUGAGAAGAUUAAAACAAUGAGGAACAGUCAAACAAUUUCAAUGUAAUGUGAGUGGCGCAUCUUUAUCUCAUGAAGUAGUUUUGACCGUUUACAAGCAAUCUAACAGAUUGAUGCAAGAGAAUAACGUCAACCUGAUUCGGAUAAAAUGGCAAAAUCUGAUCGACCAAAGAACACCGUACAGGUGGACCAUGUUGCUUACUACCAUACGUACAAAUACAAUUCACUACAAAGACUUAACAAAUCCAAAAGUAUGCAUGGUGUCAAGCGCGUCAUAGCAUUCUGUAUAUUGACUGCAAUUUUACCAGCAUCGUUAAUAAUACUACCUCUGUAUCUUCGGCAUACUGUGUUUGCUGAUGUAGUGUAUCCUAUAGCUGAAUCUGACAUAAUUGAAAUCCGAGAUGGAAUAUCAUCAGUAUUUUGCCAACGACACACGUUGCAGAUGAAUACCAGUUUUAAUGCAUUUCAAUUGAAACAAAAACCAGAGAUAUCUCAGAAUCGAAAGCACAUACGUUUGAAGAAAUCAAUGUCUCUGCCAGACGAUACGUUAGAGUAUUGGGGUUUUUAUCUACUCAAGGGAGCAACAGUUGCUUUAAAAGUCUGUUCACGAUAUGAUGGAUCACGAAUCUUAGUAGUUAAAGGUGAAAGAAAUCUUAGAACUUGCGGUCUGCUAGAACAUAAUAAAAACAAAAUCGGUGCUCAUCUGAAUAACGAGCAUGGGCAAGUGUUGGUAACCUUUGAAUCUGCAGCAGAGAUUGUUGAUUCUUCUGGACUCAACAAUGAUAACAAGUCCGAACGUUAUCUACCGCCCGACGUUGGAAAUCAUGGCGGUGAAGACUUAACCGACGAAGAUAUGACAGCUGCUGACACAGUAGAUCGCAAAAGACUAAAAACACACUCUACAAAGCAUCCUCACAACACGAAACACACACCGGCAUCGAAAGGCGCAAUAGCAAGCUUUCAACAUAAAAUGAAAAGCAAGGAGAAACCAGAUAGUUCAGAAGAGGAUAAAUCUUUUCUGAAGCCAAGUCAUCCACCUAUUGACGGCAGUUCAUCGAAUGCACCAAAUUCCAUUCAUGCUUCCAAAGAAUUUGAGGCUAGUCGUAGACAUAAUGAAAACUAUAAACAUGAAACAAAAAUUACAAGCACGACAACUAUGAAAAUAGACGAAAAAGAGGCUGAAGAAAUUAAUCGUCGUAAGCGACAUCGCGGUAGACAUGGUCACGGUGAUAAGAUAAAUAAAAACACCAUACACGCUGAAAGUACACCAAUUGCUGAAAGUACCUCGAUAAAGUUGAGUGGCACGAGAAGAAAACGUGACACCGUUUAUGACCGACGAAUUAAUCAUGGCGGUAACGCCUUUAAUUUCUCCAACAAUACAUCAGACUCAGUGUCAAGCUUUGAGAACAGUUUGCUCACUUGCUACGAUGGUGACAUUUUGUUGGCACAAAGUUUUCCGCCAAGUCAUCUAUGUAAAGAUGUGCAGUAUCUUGAAAACGGAGUUCAUAUGGUAACAAAGCAUGAGAUCGCAUCGGACGGAUACUAUUACUAUAUAUUCUAUAGUGACAAUGAUUAUGUUCAAAACGACAUCCAUGCAGUUUUUGAUAUCUAUAAACCAACAUUUCAGUACUCAAACAUUUCGGAAUCAAAAGGCUGCGUAAAUAGUACCAAUUGCUCAUUUCCUAUUUCUUUCUGGACAGAUGAGCGAGUUAUAGUUGAGGUACCCACCCGAGAUGGUAUUGAGCAUGAGGAAGACGACAUUACGUUUCUGAUAUCGACCUGCCAACCCCGUAUGGCUAUCUAUGUGAUAUUUCCGAUUUCUGUCCUGUUUCUUGUAUUGACUUGUGCUUUCCUGUAGCUGCUGAAGCAGUGUCAACUCAUUCGAACGACAAGAUCACUGGUGAAGAGCAACCUUGCCAGUAUAAUAGUUUUAGUACCUGCUGAUAUAUAUAUAUCACUCAUACAAUUCUGAAUUUGUCAAGAGGUAACUGUGUGGACGAUACAAACAUGCAUAUUUUAUUACAUUGAUUAUGGAAACAUUACAGUAGAUAUGGCGGCGGAAUUGUGCCUUUUACCAAAAAAUUGUUAGUUUUAGGACGAGGUAUUACAGCAUAGGUAGGUUGAAAUAGAAACAUACAGUCGCGAUUACCAAAUAUGUAAGACAACAGCUGAUAAACCAUUGGAAAGAGCUCAUUGAAAUUAAAAGUUAUUGCUUAAUUUUCCUGUGUAAACAUUGGAGGGGAGUAACACAAAUUUUUUUUAUUCUAUUACGUGACCUUUUCAAACAAUUUUUUACCAGCCAUUUACUUAUGAGGCUUUUAAUUGUACCUAAACUAUAAUAAUAAAAUAGUAGUUACUAAACUCAUAUACAGUAAAUGUAGUUCUGAUAUUCAUGUAACUUUCGUUGAUAUCUUUGCACAUCUAAGUUAUGACUAAAGGAACAAAUAUUACACAACGAAAGAAAAUCGCUAUCUACAAGUUGAGCAAUACUCUUUUCAACCGAGUGUCUAUUGCAGUGCAGCGAUCCAACAAGACGAAUAAAAAAUGUUUAAAUUAAAACAAACGUUCUAAUGGUUGUACAAAAAUCUCAGUUAUAAAGUCAAAAAAAUAUAAUCGCAUUUCCAGAGAAAUGGAUCUGAAGUCUCCGUAUUGAAGUUACUAAACAAUAGUAAAUGUAUGUUAAUAAUUUUAUUUUCUGCGAUACUUGCGAAAUUAUCACUUGAAAAUUAAUCUGAAACACAAUCAGCAAGAAAAAUAAUUCCUAAUUCAUCCUUUUCUUGUUGUCUGAAAUGCAUGAUUUAUUUUUUAGAAAUACCUUACCUCCACAACUCAAGACGUGUAAACCAGUCUUUUUCUUUAACGGUAGUUACGUACCAUGCGAAAACAAAUAUUUCAGAAAAUAGCAUGUAAAAAGAUAUUCGAGGGUACACUCAAACAAAGAUAAACUAAUUGCUUUGAAAAUUAAUAUGAAAGAAUUUCUCAAACGUAAGGGUCAUGAAACUAUCAGUAACAACAUUGUUACAAUUUUAUUUUCGAUUUUAUGGUUAUAUAUGAUGAAACGUUACCAAAUCAAACAAGUUCAACAAUAAUUUAAUAUGCUCUGUUAAACGAGUUUAAUGAUGUUUUAUAUGCCGCUCUCAAAACCUCCUUCGAAAAUAGUUGGCCGGUAAUUAGGCCAAUAAUAGGUUCGACGAAUAAAAACGGUGAGAUAUCAGGCAUUAUUAACAUCGUAUUAGAAUCUAAGACCAAUUCCAUUUAAUUCGCCGUAAUAACAGUCAAUUGCGUGAAGAAUAGGUGUAUAGUGUGCAAUAUUAUUUUAAAUAUCCUAAAAUUUGAAUUUGAUCGUACAUAAUCCAUACAUAAAUAAAAACAUAAAUUGCAUGUAAUUCUAUAAAUAUAUUUCGUUACGAUUUGCUCAGGAGUUAUGCCUAUUUACAGAUUAAAAAAAUACUAGUCCAUUAUUGUUACCUGCUGGUAGAACUAUUGCAUAUCAACUAUUUAAAUAUUACAUGAACAAUUAGACAUAUAACUGAUGCAUACGAAUUUGCUCCAAACAAUUCAUUGACAUGAAAUAACAUCAACUUUUACGUGUGAAAUGAACUCUUUGUUACAAAUAAUUCUCAACGGGGGCAAAUGCCCCGGCUACCCCCCUUCCCCCCUGGUUCUAGGCCGGGCAUGCAACCACCUCUCGAAGGUAUAACAGUGAAGACCCUUAUUUUGCUCUUCACCUUCCAGCAGAGCGUGAAGUCAUUUCAUAAGAAAAGAGGUCCCACGAAAAUAUCUGCUCCCUCCCUACCGCUCAAAUUCGGCCCUGUCUAUCUGUACUUUUUUAAAGAGCUGAAUUUUUUUUAUUAUUUUUUCGCUAAAUACAUACAUAAUUCUUGCUCCUUAUGACCAGCAAGGGAAUGAGAGGUCAAAAAUCGAUGCCUAGCUUGUUUCGAUUUAUACAAGAAAAACUGAACAAAAGUUAUAAUUGCCAAAACAAUAAUUCAUAGCAACUUACAGGACGUAAACAUUCUAGCUAGUUUUGAAAACGUGCUGCUCGAGUGGAGAUAUCAUCUGAACCUACGAGUAUCUUAUAACAUGGAUGUAGAUGAUUGAAACAGUGAUUGCAUAUUUAGACAUUUUCUGCAAGAGGCUCUAAUUAACAUGAAUUAGUACCUAAGGAGCAUUUUACUUAAGGUAUAUUUUACGAACAGGUGGUACGAAAAACGAAUAAAACAAG